AUGGGGAAUUGUGUUGGAAAUUCUAAAUAAAUGUAAAGCGAUGUUACAAAUGAAAAUAAAGUAACCUAAUUUCUAAGUAAACCUGGAUAUAAGCUUGAAAAUAUUUUAGGUGAAGGUGAUUAUUCAUUAGUUUACAAAGCAUCGAAAGAUAACACUUCUGUAGCAAUUAAAAUAUAUAAAUAGUACAAGGAUGAUUAUGAAAAAGAAAAUGAAAUUUUAAAAAAACUAAAAGGUCAGGAUUAUGUGAUUCAGAAAGUAGAUCAAAUUGUUGAUAAAAAAAUAAAAAUGAAAGCUAUUGUCACCGAAUUAUAUGAUUGUAGUCUGGAAGACAUCAAAAAAUUAAAUAAGUUUAAUUUUAUCCAAGUGAUAGCAUUAACUUAUUAGCUGUUGAAAGCAUUACAAGUCUUAAAUUAAUAAAAUGUCAUACAUAGCGAUAUUAAACCAGCUAAUAUCCUUUAUAGCUCUGAUAAAAAGAUGUUUGUUUUAUCUGAUUUUGGACUAUCUCAUUAACUCAAAAAUCCUAAAUUAUAGAAUACAAAUUAUACUUUGAUGGGAAACAUCUAUUACUAAUCUCCAGAAGUUUAUAAUGGUUAAAAGCCAUAUACUCUUAAAGUAGAUGUAUUUUCAAUAGGAGUAUUAGUACUUGAAAUAUUAACUUAAAAUAACUUUGAUGUAUUAAAAGUAUAAAAAUUGCAUACAUAGUCUUUAAUGGAGGCUUUUCCUGAAUUAAAAUACCAUGAAAACAAAAAUUUCAUUCAAAAUAUUUUAAGUAAUAUGGUUAAUCAUGUAGCAGAAAAAAGACUAGACCCAGAUUAACUACUCUAUAAUAUAGAAUAAUUUUAAUAUGACGAAAACUGUUUAAAAUACUUAAAAUUGAAACCUUAAGAUUGUAAUAAAGAAGAAAAUAAAAAAUUUGAUACAAAGUUCUUUGAUUCAAAAACAACUCCUGGAUUAAUCAAGAAGGUUGAAUAUACUAAACCAAAUGAUCAAUAAUAACUUCAAUUCAAUUAACUUCUAAUAAGUUUGCAAAAAUAAGACAAAUGA
This is a messenger RNA of Tetrahymena thermophila SB210, 1044 nucleotides long. RefSeq names its product kinase domain protein. Gene Ontology annotation, molecular function: ATP binding; protein serine/threonine kinase activity. Gene Ontology annotation, biological process: protein autophosphorylation; autophagosome organization; peptidyl-serine phosphorylation. The record is from RefSeq and is a predicted model, not a curated record. The transcript is spliced from 7 exons. Lineage: Eukaryota; Ciliophora; Oligohymenophorea; Hymenostomatida; Tetrahymenidae. Gene Ontology annotation, cellular component: autophagosome; cytoplasm.